UUCAAACCCGGGGGGAAAAAAAGGAAACACUGCGGCUGUUUUGGAGCUGCUUCUCUUCAGAAUUCUCUGUGCUAUGGAGAUGAAGAAGAAGAUGAGUUGCUGAAGUGAGGAGAAAUGGAGAGUAGGAGAAAGGCAGCUUUUUUUGUUUCGGCGAUGUGUGGGCGGGAAGCGGAGGCGGUUUCGAGGGAUGGAAGUCGGUAUAGUUUGACGGGAGGUGUGCUUCCGGCGCUGGGGGAGAGCGGAAGUAGGAGACUUAAGCUCCGGUCCUUCGUUAUAUCGCCUUAUGAUAAAAGAUACAGAGCCUGGGAAACAUUUCUGAUUUUCUUGGUGAUCUAUACCGCAUGGGUAUCUCCAUUUGAGUUCGGUUUCAUCUCAAAGCCAACUCGGCCUUUAUCUAUCGUUGAUGACUUAGUCAAUGUAUUCUUCACAAUAGAUAUUAUCCUCACCUUCUUUGUAGCUUAUCUUGAGACCACAACCUAUCUUUUCAUUGACAAUCAUGUGAAGAUUGCGCAGAAGUACUUGUCCAGCUGGUUUAUUCUGGAUUUCGUGUCCAUUAUACCUUCAGAAAUUAUUCGCAGGAUGCUGCCAACAAAGCUUCAGUCCUACGGAUUCUUCAACAUGCUUCGGCUAUGGCGUCUCAGAAGAGUCAGUUCGCUCUUUGCUCGCUUGGAGAAGGACAGACACUUCAACUACUUCUGGGUCCGAUGCAUAAAGCUCAUUUGUGUCACUCUGUUCGCUGUGCACUGUGCCGGAUGCUUCUAUUAUCUUCUUGCAGCAAGGUAUCCUGAGCCCAGCAUGACAUGGAUUGGUGCCACCAUGCCGGAUUUCCAUGAAAGAAGCUUGUGGAUUCGGUAUGUGACAUCAAUGUACUGGUCAAUCACCACCCUCACAACUGUGGGAUAUGGAGACCUGCAUGCACAAAACACCAGGGAGAUGAUCUUCGAUAUCUUCUACAUGCUCUUCAAUUUGGGGCUCACGGCUUAUCUGAUUGGGAACAUGACUAAUUUGGUCGUUCAUGGAACCAGCAGAACUAGAAAGUUUAGAGAUACGAUUAGAGCGGCAUCUGGAUUUGCGCAGAGAAAUCAACUUCCGGUGCGGAUCCAAGAGCAAAUGCUGGCGCACCUCUGUUUGAAGUACAGGACGGAUUCAGAGGGGCUGCAGCAGCAGGAGACUCUGGAUGCGCUUCCGAAAGCGAUCAGAUCCAGCAUCUCGCAUUACCUUUUCUAUAAUCUUGUUCAGAGAGUCUAUUUGUUUCAGGGGGUUUCUGCUGAUUUGCUUUUUCAGUUGGUGUCAGAGAUGAAAGCUGAGUAUUUUCCUCCAAGGGAGGAUGUCAUUCUACAGAAUGAAGCGCCGACUGAUUUUUUUGUGCUGGUAACUGGCACUGUGGACAUAAUAGAUCACAGGAAUGGGAUUGAACAGGUUGUUGGACAGGCAAAUGCAGGAGAGCUUUUUGGAGAAAUUGGAGUACUUUGUUACAGGCCUCAAUUGUUCACAUAUCGAACCAGAAGGUUGUGCCAAUUAUUGCGGUUAAGCCGCAGCUCUUUUCUAAACAUUGUUCAGUCAAAUGUAGGAGAUGGGACUGUAAUCAUGAACAACCUCCUUCAGUAUCUGAAAGAGCAGAAGGACCCAAUCAUGGAGAGAAUUUCGAGGGAGACGGAGAACACCUUAGCUCGGGGUCGAACGGAUUUACCUCUCUCUCUUCGCUUUGCAGUCAUUAGAGGGGAUGAUCUGUUGUUGCAUAAACUUCUUAAGCGCGGCUUAGAUCCAAAUGAAUCUGACAUCAAUGGACACACUGCAUUGCAUCUGGCGGCGUCGAAAGGAAGUGAGAAUUGUGUGCUUCUCUUGCUCGACUAUGGAGCAGAUCCAAACAGCAGAGAUUCUGCAGGAAGUGUUCCGCUAUGGGAAGCAGUGCUCGGAAAGCAUGAGCCUGUAAUCAAGAUGCUGAUAGACAAUGGUGCAAGCCUUUCUCAUGGCGACGUAGCCCAAUAUGCCUGCACAGCAGCAGAGCAAAACAGCCUAGACCUCCUCAACGACAUCAUCAACUAUGGCGGCGAUGUGAGGCUGCCGAGGAAGGACGGGAGCACCGCCCUCCACCUUGCAGUCUGCGAAGGCAACCUGCAAAUGGUCCACUUAUUGCUCGACCAAGGAGCUGAUGUCGACCAUCAUGACAUCCAUGGCUGGAGCCCAAGAGAAUUAGCCGAACAACAAGGCCAUCAUGAAAUCAUCUCCCUGUUCCAUACAAAGAAGGCUCCACAAAAUGAAAGCACCCUCGCCGGCUGGAAGGAAGACGGCACCUCAAUGGGUAACAAAUCACUUGGAAGAUUCGGGAGGGAUCCGGCGAUGUUGCCUGAGAAUGACAACUCUAGAAGCUUUGGUAACUCAUUGCUUGGUAUAAUGUCGGCUGCUCAUUGUCAUGAUGAUAAGAGUGAAGAUCAAUUGCCAUCUUGUAGCUCAAGUUAUGUGAAGGAUGGAUAUGGGUAUUAUGCUGAUGGUUACAAUCAUCAUCUUCCUCUCAGGGUGAAGAUCAGCUGUCCUGAGAAGAGAGGUUUGGUGAGUAAGCUGGUGCUUCUUCCGAGAUCAAUGGAGGAGCUUCUUUGGAUUGGGGAUGAAAAAUUUGGUUUUCAUGCUUCGAAAGUUGUUACGAAGGAUGGAGUUGAGAUUGAUGAUUUGAAGCUUGUAAGAGAUGGUGAUCAUCUUCUUCUUGUCAGUGAUUUGUGGAGAGGGAGAAAUGGUGGCAUUCAAGUGUGAGAGAUAGUGUAGGAGUAGAUUGAACUUUAGUGCUUAUCUGUCUCCUCCAAUCAUAAGAUUUUGAUUAGGAAAAUUUAUUAUAUGUGAAGGAUGUAUUCAGACUUCAUGUAUAACCAUGUUGUACAUUAUCAUAUAUAUGUUGUA
Molecule: messenger RNA, 2892 nt
Organism: Phalaenopsis equestris
Lineage: Eukaryota; Viridiplantae; Streptophyta; Magnoliopsida; Asparagales; Orchidaceae
Product: potassium channel AKT1-like
Exons: 11
Coding region: 115-2748 (877 amino acids)
Biological process (GO): potassium ion transport; transmembrane transport
Cellular component (GO): membrane
Molecular function (GO): voltage-gated potassium channel activity; protein binding
Source: RefSeq, a predicted model, not a curated record